CUUUGGUGUGAAAGUGGUACAAAAAGUCUUUUUACGUGUAAUUCCGCGAAGAUGCAGGACCCAAAAGAGGUGUUUGGGAUCUCUUCUCCCAGCGGACGGCGGUGGGCGGAAUUGCUUGCAGACCGCAGCUACGAGCGGCGAAAGCAGGCCGCGAACGAGAUCGCCACCGUGGUGGUCACAAGCGCAGUGAGCAGCGACGGAGUUGACGCGGGUGCGGAAGGUCGGGUGAAGACCCGUUUGUCCUUUCGCGAGGAGGCGGUGGCCUUUUUGCUGCGCUGCUGCCAGCAGCAGCCUGCGAGCGUUGUCAGCUUGGAGUACAGUCUGGACCCGGUUCGGUCGGAGUUGUUCCUCGCGGACCAACGGAAGGGCGCCUUAGUAGCGCUGGCGACGCUUGCUAUCCGCGACGACGGGCCGACAUCAACCGAGAACAAGACUAUAAGCAGUCGGCAGCUCCUGUACUACGAUGAAACCCUGCUGCGCAUUGUUUUGAACCCGGUGCUGUUUUCGCUACAGCACGACACAGAAGAGUCCGUGCGCGGGUUCGCCGCCGAGGCGUUGUUUAACCUGCUCCGGAAGUUCCGCGCACGCACACUGUUUUUCUUCACAGAAAUGUUUCGCGCCGUCAUGAACAUGCUCGUGGUCGGGAGUUCUUCCAGUAGCUACACGAGUGGGGCUGGUCCCUCGCAUCACCUCGCUUCGGGAGGUUCAGGACAGCAGCAGCUGAGCUCGUCUCAUCCACCCACCUCUGCAGGUGGGCCACCAUCUUCGGCCGAAAUGCUUCGGAUGUCCUUCACUCCAGGGCUAGGGAAUCUGGGCGACGCGGUGCACACGACGAGCAGCGCUAGCAACGCCAACAGUCUUGGUGCUCAUCUCGACAAGCUUUUGCGGGACAUUGUUUUUGAGGAGGGGGAUGCUAUGUACGCGCGGUGCCGACAAGUGGUCCUGGAUGUGAUGCAAGAGCAGUGGAGCGGGGGCGCCGCGCCGCCCCGGAGCCCCGAUUUUCUUGUGCGCUGGGUGCAUGUCCUAGCGAUGCACACAUCACAGAGGCUAAAAGCAAGCGCACGAAAGCGCGGCAGAGACGAUGUUCGAGGACCACGCGACAGAAGUACAAGCAAGGACGCAGAGGCGUUUGCAAAUAGUGAUCAAUUUAUUUCCUCCGAUCAUCAUGUUCCACCUUUCGCAGGGGCCUUGCCGUCGCUCAUACCGUGCAUCGCGCCCUUGGUACCGCUGCAAGAGCACUGCGUCAGUUCUUCGAGCCUGAACUCGGUGCUCGCCCUGUUCUACCACGCUUGCCCGGAGCUAGUGCGGACAGAGUAUUGAGAGGAAAAAUCCCCCCUCCCCAUAUCGAAAAGGUAUCUUUCCGAAAAUUUGCGUUGCUGAUUUGAGGUCACAAAUCACAUUUGUCUUGCAAGAAGACAAGGGCAGAAGCUUCCGCCCCAUUAUGGAAGCGAUUUGUCAUGCUGUUGGGCCUAAAGGUCAGCCGUUUGCAAUGCUGACCAACUAGAUCCAUACGCCCCUCCCUAGCCUGGGGACCUGGCCGCAAUGCUUUCCUGCAAUACAAAUCUGAUGUGUGUACGCAAAUCCAGCAUCACAGAUUUCCUUUUUGAUAUGGGGAGGGGGGAUUUUUCCUUUUCAUACAGAGGGAUGUAACUUCUUGCGGGACCUCGUUCCGGUGUUGUUGGCGUACUUGGAUGCAGUAGCUGAUAUGCUGAGUAAAAACGUCCCCACACCAGAGUUGUCAUGCAGAUUUGCAAUGACAGGAACAUUUGUAAUGCGCAUCGCCAGGAGAGGCAUUUUUAGUCGUGUUUUGGAAUUUGUAAUGCUGUAAACAGGAUGAGCAGAUGGAUUUCUGAUGCAGCUGGCCUUGCGAACCUGCACUACACUACGGACUGCAACUUGUGAUGCGUGACCCCCAAAAGUUCUAGGUUUGUGUUGCAAAAUCCCCAUCUUGACUCUGGUGUGGGGAUGUUUUUACUCAGGAUAGCUGAGAACGCAAAGCUUAUCUUUCAGAUCGAGGACUACGAGGACGAAGAUCUUCACGAUUUCGGAAUGGACAACGAUGUCUCCAGUACACCAGCUUCUACUUUGAAGAUGAAACCUGUCACGAAGCUUGAAGUACAGCCUUGGGUGACGGCGGAAAUUCGCCGGCGGUUGCUUCACGCACAGCAGCUACCACCGGUUGCAAGGGGUUUGUUUCAGGAAGAGGGACAGGCGGGGGGCGGC
Molecule: messenger RNA, 2223 nt
Organism: Amoebophrya sp. A120
Lineage: Eukaryota; Dinophyceae; Syndiniales; Amoebophryaceae
Source: the annotation of a GenBank genome assembly